This is a messenger RNA of Penicillium maclennaniae, 1680 nucleotides long. Its product is annotated as ankyrin repeat domain-containing protein. Bases 1 to 1680 code for a protein of 559 amino acids. NCBI's taxonomy places the organism in Eukaryota, Fungi, Ascomycota, Eurotiomycetes, Eurotiales, Aspergillaceae. The record is from RefSeq and is a predicted model, not a curated record. Gene Ontology annotation, molecular function: protein binding. The transcript has a single exon.
AUGCCCCUUCUUGCUCUGCCUAAUGAACUCCUGUUGAUCAUAGCGUCUCGGCUGAAAAAUCUGGGUGAUGUCAAUGCUUUGACCCAGGUCUGUCGACGCUUGUACGAAGUUCUCAAUUUCUGUGUCUACGUCCGUGAUAUCAAGGACAAUGAUGGCUGCGGCUUGAUACUGGCUGCCCGGCAUGGCCACCUAGGGGCUGUUCGCAAAUUUCUCGAUCAAGGGCAGGACCCUGUCGACUACCUCGAGCAUGACAAAGGCCUUCCUUUGUUGGAGGCGGCGAAGCACGGGCAUGCGGAGGUUGUGCUGUUGUUGGUGGACUGCAUCCCGGCGACUUGUCGUUUAAAAGUUAAGAUUCACAGCCAUGCACUUUGCGACGCUUUGCGCGCCGGUCAUGACCAAGUGGCGAGGAUCUUAAUAGACAGGCAUCCCGAUCCACCGGCUUCGCUUGAUGAUGAGUCGGAGCUUUUCAACUUGGCCUUGGCUCAUUGUUGCAGUUCAAUCCUGGCGCUUAUGCUAAAACGGGGCUUCAUAGCCAGUGAUUCUUUGUUGAAUACGGCGGUUUCUCAGGGCAAAAACGACUGUGUGAAGGUUUUGCUAGAUUUGGGAUUCGAUGUCAACUCAGUCGAGCCGAAUGAUUGUAGAAGCCCACUCUACUCAGCUGCAGGGAAUGGCCAAGCUGCGACCGUCAGACUCUUGCUUGAUCGAGGUGCCGACCCUUACCGGAAAAGUACCUACGACUUCAUGCCUUUGUUUAUCGCCACGCUUCUUGGCCACAAAGAUGUGGUCCGUACUUUGCUGGAUUCCGGUGUGAAUCCGGAAGGUCUGGAUGAAAAGGCCCGAUAUCCUCCCAAAAAGCCACGAGAGGAGUUCUUCAGAGUUAUCUCUGGCGAAUACAUGAAAUUCUCGACGUGCGACUCGCAGAGGGAUUUAUUUACUAACGCACAUCUUCCUGACUUGCAGGCCAUUGUCCCUCGCAGCUCCAAUUGCCAUACGCCAUUGUGUAUCGCUGCGAUGAUGGGCCAUGAGGAUAUUGUCAGACUCUUGCUGGAUCGCGGCGUGGACCCAAACUUCAUCGAUCCGAACGGAGAUGUGCCGCUUCGACUUGCAGCCAUGAAUAAUCGCUGUGGGAUCAUCUCGCUACUCCUCGAGAGGGGAGCUUGGAUAGAUUUCGUGGACUUGGAUGGGAAGACCGCUCUGGGUCAUGCCUUAUCAACCGGGUGUCAUGAUGCAACGAUACUUUUGAUACAUGCGGGCGCCACAGAGGAUCUGGCGCGUAUUGGGGGUGAAGAUCUUGUUCUUCAAGCCCUGAACCACAGGAUAUAUGGGUCACCGUCCGCAAUACCCGAUAUGUCUCUGGAACAAAUCCAUCUUUACUGCGCAAUUCCACCAAUUCAUGGCUGUCGUACAAGCUUACCUCCCAGACCGGGCGUAUUGCACCGAUGCGAAACAUUACUUGAAUUUUUCCUUGAUAGGGGCUCCAGUGUUGACUCUCGAGACUCCCUCGGUCGCACUCUACUGCAUCACGCGACAUUUCUCUAUUGCAUCUCUUCAAUCGAAUUUCUCCUUUCAAGAGGCGCGGAUCCCAACGUGUGCGAUGUGUUUGGUCGGGUCCCACUGCAUAUUUGGCUACAGAACCCGAGCUACCAUGCGAUUUCGAAAUUCCAAUGGCAUCAGCCCUGA